Molecule: messenger RNA, 7752 nt
Organism: Cinara cedri
Lineage: Eukaryota; Metazoa; Arthropoda; Insecta; Hemiptera; Aphididae
Source: the annotation of a GenBank genome assembly
GGCUGAACAGCUGUGUCCAAUCAGAGGGCUCCGUUUGCUAACUGCGCAAUUCAAUCUGGAAGCGGUUUUGCGUAUCGGACAAAAACAUCGUAUCGGCUUUUUUCCUGCCGCACAUACUCCUCAUAUCGUGGUUUUCGGUCGUUUGAAUCCGUUCUCUCUGCGUCCCGGUAAUUUCCGAUUUCAGUAUUUACCCUUUUGCUAGGCCCUAUCGAGUCGUUAAUUUUCUUUAAUAUUACAUAACCAUUUUUUAUUUAAUUUACAUUGUUGUGUACGUUCUAGUCUAAAUAAAAUUUGUUACCACAGUCGCUCGUCGAUGACAUACGUGUCCUCUUUCACUCUUCCCACAACAUUGUAGUGUAAUAAACGUUUUUACCAUAAAAAACGUUGAAGGCCUACACAAUUUCCUUCGGCCCCCGUACCCAUCGGUCGAGCGUGUGAAGUCCUUUGAUCCUCAACGGCAUCACUAUGGCUGAAGUCGACGACGCCGUUAUCGAUGUGGUAGCGUCCGAGGUGAUAAACGGGUGCACCAUUACCGGUGACAGUGACUAUUCGGACAAGGCUGUGGACCCAACGUCGGCGGAGAUGCGCGUCAAGCGCAAAGCCAAACGCCUAGCCAAAUCCCUGUCCAGGGACAGCGGUAUUGUCAAUGGUCACGGUGGCACAGCCACUGUAGUGCAGCUCAAACGGCGCUGGAAGAACAACAGAAAGUCCAGAAACGGGUUUACCAAGAGAGGAGAACUUAAAAAAGGUGAUUUAUCAACACUUUAAUACAUCUAUACUUUGUACGUAAUAUUAAACCAUGUGCUUUCUUUACACCACUUCCCCUCCUUAGUUGGUUGACACUGGAUUUUAUUAGUUUACUGAGUUUACUGUAAGUUUGAAUAAUAAUUAAUAAUAAUGGGUAUUAUCCACAUCCGAUUUUUACCCACCCUCAUAAUUUUGUUGUUUUUAGGUACCUGUUGGCUGGUUGUUGUUAUUUUAAAAUUAAAAAUAGUUAUAAAUUACUACUUGCCUCUGUGUUGGUACCUACUAUAUAUAGUUAUGUAGGUAGGUAUUUUAUGCACUUGGCAUAUUAUCAUUUUCAUAAGGAAAUUGUUUUUGUAUACAGAGUGUUUUUUGUAUUGUGUAACUAUUAAUGAAGAAAGUUUUAUAGUUUUUAAGUUAAUUUAUAGUAUGGUAUAAUUUUUCAAAGAUUCUAUUAGGUACCUAGUUACUUAAUUAUUAAUUAAAACAUUGCAUUCCUAUUUUAUACUGAUUUAGAAUAUCAAUUUAGGCACUUCAAUUAGUUAGGUAAUGCAAUUUUUAUGGCAAGUUUAUAUGUAGGACGUUUUUAAUUGAUUGUUAUAUUAUGCAAAAACUUAAUAUUAAUUUAAAAUAUGGAUUUUUAGCAUAAAACAUUCUUUAAUAAUCAUUGAUUGUCUCAAAAUAAAUAUUGAAAUUAUUGUAUCAAUUUAUUAUUCUAGUUUAAAGUUUUAAACAAAUUUUAUACGAGAUUUUAUUUUCAGUCCAAUAUUAAAUUAAUUCCUUGUAAAAAUAAAAAUUGUAAUCGAGAUAAAAAUCAUGACUAAUUAUGAGGCAUUUGGGUUAAAUGACUUAAACGAAAUAGAAGUAAGCAAAUAAUCUUUUAAAAGUUGUGCAAAUAAAUAAUAUUUAAAUAAAUGUUAUCUGCCAAGAGAAAAACAAUCAAUUAUAAAUAUUUAAUAAAUUUUACACAAUCACCCUGUAUUUGCGUAUGUAAGUAUUAUUUUAUGUAGUUAAUUUAUCUUAUAAAUAGAUCUUUAAAUAAAACAACAAAUUAUAUUCUUUUGAAAUUUACUUUUAAUUUUAUUACUAUUUCAACAUUAUUGCCUCAUUUGUUUUAAAAAUGGUUAUUUAUUAUUUUAGGGGAUAAAAUAUCAUCUAUUUUGUGAGAAAUAGUAGUUAAUGAACUUCCAAUAACUUUCAUGAUUAAUUUAAAUUUCACUUGCAUUGUAAAUCAUAUUGGUUUUAAUUACGAUUAUUAUUUUAAUUUGAAAUCGGAUUAAUGUUAUAAAUAAUUUGGCAGUUAUUUUAAAUUUUAUAAAAUAAAUAGCCAGAAUUGUAUUGAUGACUUACAUGCCUACAAGUUUAUAUUUGUCUUAUAAAUAAUUUUUGGGGCGUAUUUUAAUUGUUACUUAUCUAUAUUACCCAUGUUAAUAUUUGACUGCUAAAUCAAACAAAUUAAUAAAUAAGUAAAUAAAUAAAUACGCUCAUAGGUUUUUUCUAAAUACAGCCCUUAUUAGUAGGUAGUAGGUACCUACCGCUUAGUGACUUGAGUUGAAAUUUAAAUAUAGGUUAAUCAUAGGGCUUGAAUAGGUGUUUGUAAUUAUUACAUAUACCCGAGUAUUAUAUUAAAAUUAAAUAGCUAUAAGUAGGUAUAUGAUUAAUGUAGUGAUAAUCAAUGCAUAGUAUGAACAUUUAGUAUAAUAAUAAAGUAAAUUUCUUAACAUACUUAGGUUGUUUAUAAUUAUAUUUUCUUUUGGUCAAGAGACUAAUACACUUUUUAAACAUUUGUGGUAUCUACAUUUUUCUUUUUAUUGAUUUCUUUUGUUAAUUUUAUAUAAUUUACCAAUAUUUUAAGGUCAGUAAAUAAGAGUGAAUGACGUCAAAUCAAUUAAAAUGAUGAAAAUCUAUUAUUUUUGUUAACCAGAUAACUACUUUAAACAUUUUAAAGUAUAGUAAACAUAUUAUUAUUCAUUUUUUUUUUAUGGUAUAAUAGAUAAAGGUAUGUAUAAUAUUUUAAAAUUUUAUCUAGGUUCACUGAAGGUCGUUCGUUAAUAUGAAAUAGAGAUUAUAAAAUUUAGGUAAUUUAAUUUAUUGUUUAUCUCGAUAUUGUCUUUUGAGAACUUAUUAAAGACGAUAAUGUAUUAUCACACAUUUUGGUCCUUACACUUAAUGUUGGUAAACAUUAUUUAAUUUCAAUAAAAUUGUGUCAGAUGACAAGUUUUAAUCACAAUUUAAAUUUGAUUUGGUACAUUAUUUGAAUUAUUGAAGCAUCCAUUGAUAUUUUAGCAUCUCAUGUGAACAAUUAAUUUGUAAUCAAUAUUAUAUUUUAUUUGAAUAUUUAACAGAAUAUUUUAUGCUGAGCAUUUAGAUUUUUUAAUCAUUAAAUGUGUUUAAAAAUAUAAUACUACUGUCACCUACUUAAAUAAACAUAAAAUAAUGUACAUUUUUCUAAUCAUUAGAUUACAUUUUUUUUUUUCUGUUAAAUUAAUAUUAUUUCCAAAUAAAUAAACAAUUAUAUUUUGAAAUUGACAUUGUAGUACCCAAUUAAUGUUUAUAUGGAUAGUUAUUAUUAUAAUUAUUAGUUAUAUUUCCUGACAGUUCAAUGGAGUCUAGGCAAUAAUUUAUUGUUUAAGUACCUAGGUAUUGUGAUAAUAAAUAAUAGGAAAAAAACAUUUCAUUAGCCUUUUUUUAUAAUGUACCUGUUUGUAAUAGAUGGUAUUUGCUUAUUUUUGUAUCAGUUAUUAUAAGACUCAUAAUGUACAAGCUUAUUAGCAUUUUUUGAAUGAUCGUAAAAGCUUUCUGUUCAACAAAUAGCUUUUAUAUUUGAAAUUUAGAUAAUUUUCUAGUGGUGAGUUAAACCUUGACAAACGAGAUCAUUUAAUUUUCAAAGAAGUAGUUUUAUAUAAUAUAAUGUGUAUUAUAUGUUGUAUACAAUUACUUUGGUUGUUUACAACCAUGCACGAUAUUAAAUAACUUAAAUUGAAUAGGUAAUACUAUUCCCAUUGUUAACUUAGAUAUAUUUAUAAAUAGGUAUUAGCAUUCAUUAUUUUGUUGUACAUAAUAUUCUCAGUUACAAUAUUAUAGUUAUGUUAAUAUUAUUGUUAGGUAGAAAAUUUAAAUAAUUUGUAUUUAUGCCUAUUUAUCAUUUCAUCAGGUGGUGCUGGUGGCAAAGGUGUUUGGGGAAAGUUAGGUGAAGAAAGUGAUCUGGAUGCAGCUAUUGACAUGAAGGAUCCUAAUUAUGAUAGUGACCUUUUGGAUGACGAUAAUAUUGUUCUGCGGGAAAUUACUCCAGAAUCGUCUGACGAAGAACUGAAAGUAAUAAUUGUUUCACCUUUAGUGUGUGUGUAUGUGUGUGUGUGUGUAAUAACAUUAGAUAUCUACUAACAUUUAAAAAUUAGAAAAUUAAUUUUAAGUAUAGUCCUACUUUUAAUAAUACACAUGUUAUCAUUUUGAUAGUUAAUAUUAAAUUUAAUAUCAUAAAUAAAUAAUAAUUAAAUAUAAUUGUUAAAUAUUGAGUGGAGCAAGGAAUGUAUUGGUCUUUCUACAAUAUGUGCUUAUUUUUUUGGUGUGUAGAAUUUUUCUAUUCCGAUCUUGCUCUGAUCCAUAAAUAAAAAUAAACUUUUUUUGUAUCAUUUUAGAUGUAGUUUUCAAAUUCAUAAAGCUGUUAUAAUUCUGUUUUUCUGUUAAAAAUUUUGCUCCAAAUGUUGAUGAAAAUCCUAUAAAUUAGAGCUUUAAGAUAUAUAUAUAACAUUAUCCUACCUUGCUUACUUUCCACCUACUUCAGUUGUAUCAACUCUUAUUAAGUUUAUUGUCAACAAUUCUUGAUAUGAAUAAUUUUUAGUGUUAAAUUAUUUAAACUUAUAUCCAUAUUAAAAAAUUAAUACAUUUGUUUAAUCCGUAUAAAAAUAAUUAAAAGGGGAGGAUUUUAUUUUUAAUUUAAUGCAAUAUUUCUAAUUCAAUAUGAAUUAUAAUCAGGAUUUGGGUUUUGAUAGCAUUUUUUUUGGAUUUUAUUUUGAUACGUUUAUAAUAUAAAAAGUUGUUUUUUUACUAUUUAUUCCUUGGGUUUUUUUUUUUCACAUUUUCACUGAUUUCCUCCCUAUGGUUUUUUUUUAAAUAUUUUCAUCAUUGUAUUCUACAAUUUAUUAGAUAAUAAAUAACGAUUGGCUGAUAAAUGAAUUGAUACUCGUUAUUGGUAUGAUAAUGAUCUUUAAAUCUCUUACUGAUCAAGUAUCAGUUUUUUUUCCUAAAUUAAUAUUUGAGAAAAAUAUUUUCAAGAAUAUGAUUAAUAGCAUUAAAAGAAUCAAAUUUUCACCUGAUAUCAGUUCUUUUCAAUAUAAAUUCAUAAUUUUCUGUUUCAAAUAUUGGAUAUCUGUUUUAUAUAUUAUGUAAUAUAUAUCAAUGGUCCAUUCUUAUAUAAUAAACGUUUUUUUAAACUCUCUUUUCCGGAUUUUAAGUGCUAUUAUCGUGAACCCUAAUUAUAAUAUAUUUAAGAUUAUUUUGUUUUUUCUCCAGAGUGUACUUAUAAUGUUUUACUAAUUUUUUUUUAGAACUCUAUUACAUUUAAUAUUCUUGAAUAUUAUGAACAUGGCGAUACUGAAGAGGUAGCAAUGUCAUUGUAUGAGCUUAACAUUAUUAGCAAAUGGCAUUUGGUAAGUUUUAUAUUUUUCAAUAAUAAUUUAAUGUAACAUAUUAAUUAUUUAAUUUUUUUUAGAUUACUCAAGUUGCUGUUGAAGUGGCUCUUGAGCACAAACCAUCACAGAGAGAAAUGACUUCUGUAUUGUUGUCAGAUCUGUACGGGCGUGUAAUUAAGCAAAAGGAAAUUGCCCAAGGAUUUGAUGUAGUAUUGGCUAAUCUUCCUGAUCUCAUUCUUGAUACCCCUGAAGCUCCUAUUUUUGUUGGUUUAUUCUUGGCUAGAGCUAUUGCCGACGAUUGUCUCCCACCGAAGAUCAUAGAUUUCUUCAAAGAGAAAAACUACAGUGAAUUGGCUAAGUAAGUAUAUUGUUUGCAAGUAUAUUAAAAUAAUACUUUAUAAUUUUUUUUAUUUGUGCAUUAUUUUUAUAGUGAAGCAUUGAUCAAAGCCCAUAACUUAUUGAACAUUAAACACGGACUGACUAGAUUAGAUAAUGUUUGGGGUGUUGGCGGUAGUUUGAGGCCUGUGCAGUAUCUUGUGCGACAAAUGAAUAUGCUUUUAGACGAAUAUUUGUGUUCGGGUGAUUUGCAAGAAGCUAUUCGAUGCAUUUUAGAAUUGGAAGUACCACAUUUUCAUCAUGAACUGGUUUAUGAGGUUUGUAUUAUUAUUUUUUAAUCUAUCAUUUAUUAUAUUAAUUUUGUUUAUUUAUUUAUAACUAUACACUUAGGUAAAAUAUAUAUUUAAUGUAUUUUUAUUUUCAGGCUGUCGUCGAUGUGAUUGAAGCCAUGAAUACACAUACUGAGAUUGCUAUGUGCAAAUUACUUAAUGCAUUGUACGACGCUAUUAUUAUAACCCCAGAAAUGAUGAAUAAAGUAUGAGACAAAAGCUGGUAUUAUUAUUACUUUUGAUACUCAUCCUUUGUUUUAUUUCUUAGGGUUUUGAUAGAGUCUUUGAUGUUCUUGAUGAUAUAUCUAUUGAUGUGCCAUUAGCACCUGCUGUUCUUGAACGUUUUUUGGACAAGUGUAUUAAUGCCGGAUUCUUAAAACGGGACAUAUUGCAAAAGAUCCCAACAAGGUAUUCAUUAGUUACUUAAUUUUAUGUUUAAUUCAUAGUUGAGAACUAAUAUUAUGUUUAAUUCGAUUUGAUUGAUUUUUAGAUCUUCCCGUAAGCGUUAUGUGUCUGAAGGAGAUGGUGGUCGCCUCAAAGAAGCAUAGUUAUUUUAUACUCUUCUCCAUCCUCUAACCCAGGAGUACAGUAUUUUUUUUUUUGACAUUUAAGUUUAAUUUUUUUGUCAUUAUUUAUUAUAUGUUAACUAUACAAUAUAAUUAUUUCAUUAAAUUUGCAUUUUUUCAGUAAUUUUUAUAAUAGACAUUAGAGAUAAAAAUUAUACACGUUUUAAUACUAGUUAUGAUAGUACACAAAUGUGUACAAUAAUACCAUUUAAUUUUUUUUUAUAUAUAUAUAUAUAUAUUGGCUAAUUUUUUCACUUAUAGUUAUAUAUUUGCAAAUCAACGACAAAAAAUUUAAUAAAUUAUAAUACAUUGUAUUGUGCGAUUUGAGUUUAAUAUUUUGUAUAAAACUGAAAAUUAAAUGAAACUACAUGAUUGAAUUAUUUAUAACAUUGUAUUUAUGUUUGACAUAUACGUAAUUGCUAAAUACUGUACUCGUUAGGAACAUAUGGUUGAAUGAAUUAGAGUUGUAAUGGUUGAUUUAGGGUAACAUUAAGAAAAGAUAAAUGCUUGAUUAUAACAAUUUUUUUAUCAUAAAAUCAAUAUGCUUUAUGGAAUAAUGAUUUAUGUAUGGAUAAUUUUUUUCUUGUAAAUGUAUAAUUGACAUUUUAAAUUUACUUUUAUGUUAUAAAACGAGUGUUGUAUUUUCAAGAAUAGAUUGUGGUAUAUUCUAAAUUGUAAUGAAAAAACUGUAUUCUGUUUAGUACAAAAUUAUAUAAUAUAGAUAUAAUGUAUCAUUUUUAAGCAAUAUUUUUUAGUGUUGUUAAGGUAAUAAAUUAUUCCUAGUGAUCCAUAAUGUGUACUAUUGUUACUGUAUUAAGUUUCACUACAAUAACUUUUUAUAACCAUUAAAGAUACUCCAAAAAAGUAAAAUGUGUGUUCAAAUUUACAAAAAUUAAUUUAAUUCUAAAAAGUUUUGUAUUUUAAUAAUAUACUUCACUUUUUAUAUUUUAUGUAACCUUCUUUUUUUUUUUUUUUUAAUCAUAAAUUAACCUUAGUAUAAUAGAUUAUUUACGCUUGAAAUCAAAUUUCUUAUUAAUCUAAAUUUAAGAUGUUUGCAUUUUUUUUCAUUCGCUGUGUUAGAGUAACUUAUAUUCAGUCAUUUAUUUACCGUCAUUGUAGGGGUGCAUUUUUUUUAUGUGAUGAAAU